This is a messenger RNA of Zerene cesonia (dogface butterfly), 6606 nucleotides long. It is a transcript of the gene Npc1a, whose product is annotated as NPC intracellular cholesterol transporter 1. The record is from RefSeq and is a predicted model, not a curated record. Gene Ontology annotation, cellular component: membrane. Bases 150 to 3644 code for a protein of 1164 amino acids. The transcript has 22 exons. Lineage: Eukaryota; Metazoa; Arthropoda; Insecta; Lepidoptera; Pieridae.
GAAAUAAGUCUCGAUCGGAGAAGUGCGUCACAUAAAGUUUGCAACAUUAUUGUGUUUUCUCCAUUGCAAUUUGCUCUUUUGUGCUUUUAACUAUGAUAUGACAAAACUGGAACUUUACAACAGUAAUUUGUGAAGUUUAGUGAGUUAAAAUGGCUGGCAGUGGCAAAAGAAUUAUGCGAGGAUUUCUACCAUCCAUACUCGGAUAUCUUUUCUUACUUCACCUAGCAGAAUAUAUUCCGAGCGCGUCAGCCAAGGGCCAGUGCGUGUGGUACGGCGUCUGCUCCAAUGCCACCGAGUUCAAAAAGAAGAACUGCCUGUAUGAUGGACCUGCCAAGCCGGUUGAUGAAGGCUCUCGGUCCAUCCUAGAGAAAUACUGUCCGGACCUCGCCGCCGGAGGGCUGACCUGCUGCGACGGCGAUCAGCUCUCGAAUCUGAACAGCAAGAUCGUCCUCGCCGAGAACCUGAUAGCGAGAUGUCCGUCUUGCAUGAACAACUUCAUCAAGCACAUAUGUACAUUGACGUGCGCGCCGGAUCAGAGCAAUUAUCUGAAGCCGGUGAAGACUAGCCAGUUUAAUGCAACACAUAAGCGUAUCGACGAGAUUGACUAUCACCUCGGCGCUACGUAUAUGAACAACACUUUCACGUCAUGUUCCAACGUGCAAGUGCCUUCAUCGAACCAGGUGGCCUUCGACCUCAUGUGCGGCGGGUACGGCUCGCAGUUCUGCACGCCGCAGCGCUGGUUCGACACUAUGGGCGACGCCAGUUCGGCGUUUGUGCCCUUCCAGAUCAACUAUAUAAGUGGCGAUGAGCCCAGCGAUGGACUGAUGCCAUACAACCCCCCCACACUGCCGUGCAAUGUGGGCGUCAAUGGCCAGCCCGGGUGCUCGUGCCUGGACUGCGAGGCGGCGUGCCCGGCGCCGCCGCCGGCGCCCGCGCCGCCGCGCCCCUUCAGCAUCGCGGGCGCGGACGGGUACGCGGUCUGCAUGGCGAUCGUGUUCAUCAUAUUCACGUCGCUCUUCCUCGGCGGCGUCUACUGCUGCAACCAGCAGGAGAACAUUGUCGAGGCGUGGCGGUCGGUGGACCACGACGGACCGGAGACGAGCCCGCUACACACGCACAGAUCUAGCGUAGCAUCAGACGCGAACGCGGAGAUGUCGGGCGCGGGCGGGCCGCUGGAGCGCGCGGAGGGCGCGGCGGACGCGAGCUUCUUCGAGCGGCUCGGCGCCAAGACGGAGACCAUGCUGGAGGACUUCUUCCAGUGGUGGGGCACCAUCAUGGCCUCGAGGCCCUGGCUCGUGCUGUUUCUGGGUCUCUGCUUCAUCGUGGCUUUAGGGCACGGCAUCAAAUACAUGCAAGUGACAACGAACCCGGUCGAACUGUGGGCGGCUCCGAACUCCAGGUCUCGCCAAGAGAGAGAAUUCUUCGACUCUCACUUUGAGCCCUUCUAUAGAACGGAGAUGUUAAUAAUCACGGCAAAGGGUCUUCCGGAUAUAGAAUAUACAGCCGACGGCACCGUCAUGACCUUCGGUUCUGUGUUCAAUGCCACCUUCUUGCUGGAUGUACUGGACUUGCAGAAUAGGAUUAUGGCGCUCGGCAACGAGACCCGCAUAGAGGACAUCUGCUUCGCGCCGCUGUCGUCGCCGUUCGAGGGCCCGGUGAGCGCGCAGCAGUGCGCCGUCAUGUCGCCGCUCGCCUGGUGGGAGAACGACCCGGACAACAUCAACGACGCGCUCGACGGCAACGCCUACCUGGGCCAGGUCGUGCGCUGCUCCAGCAACCCGUACCAGUGCCUGGCGGAGUGGGGCGGGCCGGUGCUGCCGGGCGUGGCGCUGGGCGGCUUCCUGGCGCCCGGCGAGCCGCUCGGCAAGGCGUCGCGCUUCCACCGCGCCAGCGCGCUCAUCCUCACGCUGCUCGUCGACAACCGGCACGACCGCGACAAGCUGAAACCAGCGCUGCAAUGGGAGAAGGAAUUCAUAGAGUUCAUGAAGAACUACACCGAGAACGAGCUCGGUCAAGUCGGCCCCUCCAUGUUCCUCACGUCCGUGUCGGAGUCCGUGUGCUUCUUCCUGGGCGCGCUGAGCGACAUGCCGGCCGUGCGCGCGUUCGCGCUGUUCGACAUAUUCUGCUGCGUGUCGGGCACGAAGACGGACGCGGCGGCGGACGCGGGCGAGGGCGCGCUCUACAACGUGUUCAAGUACGCGUACGUGCCCUUCCUCAUGCGCCGCGAGGUGCGCGCCGCCGUCAUGGUCGUGUUCUUCGCCUGGCUCUGCUCCUCCGUUGCUGUUGCGCCGCACAUAGAGAUAGGCCUCGACCAGGAGCUCUCGAUGCCGCAGGACAGCUUCCAGCUCAAGUACUUCCAGUACCUCAACAAGUAUCUGAACAUCGGUCCGCCUGUCUACUUUGUGAUCACCGAGGGCCUGGACUAUUCAGACACGAACAUGCAGAACAUGGUCUGCGGGACGAGGUUCUGCAGGCCGGACAGUGUCGCCAUGCAGCUGUAUGCAGCGUCCCGCACACCGAACGCGACGUACAUAGCGCAGCCGCCGAACUCGUGGCUCGACGACUUCUUCGACUGGGCCGCACUCACGGAUUGCUGUAAAUACUUCCCGUCCAAUGACAGCUUCUGUCCGAGCAAGAAUGACGACCCGUGCGAGCCGUGCAACAUACAGCUGGUGGGCCCCGAGCGGCGGCCGUCGCCGGACGAGUUCCAGCGCUACGUGCCGUACUUCCUGCAGGACAACCCGUCCAGCACCGGCUGCGUCAAGGGCGGCCACGCGGCCUACGGACACGCGCUCAACUACCAGCUCAACAAGACGCGCGCCGUCGUGGGCGCCACCUACUUCCAGGGCUACCACACGGUGCUGAAGACGAGCCACGACUACUACUCCGCGCUGCGGGCGGCGCGCGGCAUCGCCGCCAACCUCACGGAGACGCUGAACGCGCAGCUGCGCGAGCUGGGCGCGGCGCGCGCGGUCAGCGUGUUCCCCUACUCCGUGUUCUACGUGUUCUACGAGCAGUACCUCACCAUGUGGCCCGACACGCUCAAGUCCAUGGGCAUCUCGGUGCUCUCCAUAUUCAUUGUGACCUUCGUGCUGAUGGGUUUCGAUCUGUUCUCCGCGCUGGUGGUCGUGAUAACAAUUACUAUGAUAGUGGUUAACCUCGGUGGUCUCAUGUACUGGUGGGGUAUCAGCCUUAACGCCGUGUCUCUUGUCAACUUGGUGAUGGCCGUGGGCAUCGCGGUCGAGUUCUGCUCCCACCUCGUGCACAGCUUCAGCGUGUCGCCCGGCGAGAGUCGCAUCGCUCGCGCUUCAGCCGCGCUCACGCGCAUGGGCUCCUCCGUGCUGUCCGGCAUCACGCUCACCAAGUUCGGCGGCAUCAUCGUGCUCGGCACCGCCAAGAGCCAGAUCUUCCAGGUGUUCUACUUCCGCAUGUACCUGGGCAUCGUGCUGUUCGGCGCGGCGCACGGCCUCAUCUUCCUGCCCGUCAUGCUCAGCUAUAUCGGCUCGCCGGUGAACAAGCAGAAGCUCGCCGAGCAGAUGCUGCGCGGCAAGGAGGCGGCCGUCGCGGAGACGUCGCUCACACGAGUAAGGGCGGGGCACACGGUGCAAACUGUGAGGCAGUAUAACUUUGACGCGCUCGCGUGAUAACGAGAGUGGACUAUGCGCGGCCGGCGGGUGGCUUGGGUGAAGGGUGUAGGGGGAAACGGGGGAUCCACGCAUCCCCCCGUUUCCCGGGGGGGUGACGGAGGGGGGGGGGUCGGUAGUUUAUUUCGUAGUCAGGAGUAGGUCAGGUUUCUUUUCGCUCUUCGGUAUUGAAAUAGUAAGAUUGUGUUGUUUAUUGUCACUUUUCAGUUAUGGCUGUUUUGUAAGGUGUAGUGCGGUUUUGUAAUUUUCAGUGAUAACAGUAUGUAGAGCUUAGCGAGUUUCGGUUAUUUUCAUUUAACGGUAAUGGAUGUGUUGGAGGGGAAAUUGGAAAAGUUUCGUUACUUUAAAUUUUCAGUAAUACUAUAUUCAAUACUUAUAGUUGCAAAUUUAGAUAUCAGUAUUUAAGGCGAUUGGAAGUAAUACGUGUUGUUCGGUAAUACGGUUAUAGGAUAUCUGAUAAUAGUGUUAAGUGACUUUUUCCUAACGUUUCAAUGGCUCUUUUUCAUACGAGUUUUUGAUCGCGUUCGUGAAUUUGAAAUAACUUUGUAGUGGUUUUUGAAUAUCGUAUUAAUAGGUUACUCCUUAAUUAGAUCCAAACGGCCUUAGUAGCAUUAAAUAAAUUUACAUUUCAAUUCGAUAGUGCUGCAUUAUAUCGAUAAGAUAAAUCAACACUUAAAUGCAACCGAGUUAAUUAAAUCUAUAUAAUUUCGAUACUUUUCUUCCUAUGAUUAUACCUCUUUCGUGAAUAUAUUUUUUUAUAGAUUUUUUGACGUGUCAUCCAAGUCACCCUGCGCGAUUAGUAUAUAUUCAGUAUAUUUUUGUAAUCAGUAUGUUUUAUUCCAUUUAUAAUGUUAAGUAUCGGUGUGUAAAACCUAGCCCAGUUCUUGUAAUGAACCAUAACCUUCUGGUAUCAUGUGCCGAGAGUCAGUUCACGGUUUAACCUAACUUCUGUAAUCGUAUGGAUUAUUGCUUUCAUAGGUUUAUAUCGGGGAGUUUUUUUUUUGUUUGGGACAUAUUGCGUAUUGAACUUUCGUGAACGCUUAGAUAUAAAUGUUGUCAUAACAUUAUUUAUUAUUAAUUUAAUUUAUCUUUAGUUUUACUUUAUUCGCUUUUAGUGUCAUUAAUAAAAAUUAUAAUCGUCACAAUUAUCGUACGUUUCGUUUAACGUAUUAACAACAUUAAUAUGCAUUUAAUUAUUCAAACAAUUUUUUUUUUUAAUAUUUUGUAAAUAGCAAUUUUAUUUGCAGUCCCUUAUAAUUACUUUCAUCGUAGCAAUGUACACAACACUAUUUCGAUACUUUAUCACAGCAUAACGUUUAUAAGAACUGGGCUUUUUAACACUUCGCUUUAUUUGUAGAUGUUGUACAAGUGAUGUGCAUCGUUCAGUCUCGUUAAAUUUAUCGAUGUAUUUUACACCGGUGUGGGGGUGGCUUUGCAUUCGAGUUAGCACACUGAUUUUUUUUUAGAUUUUUUGUAGUUUUUAAUGGGUAUUUUACGAUUUUUAUACAUAUAUCAAUUGUUUAAUAUUUAAUGAGAGAGAAAUGUAGGUUAGAACACACGAUUGUUGAUCCGUGUGCUAAGCUCGCAAUGCUUCACGGUCACUGUCCAGCCUAACCCACUUUGGACGUCGAUUGCAAACUAUCGUGCGUUUCACUUCGAUGUAUCGAUCCACUGCAAUCGAUGGCAUUCUAGUAUAACGGGCAUAAGGUCUCCUUCUAUUUAUUUAAAAGGCAUUUAUGUAAAGAAAUUCUCAAUUUGAAAUUUUAUCGACAUCUAUAAUUGAGAAUUGCUUCGGUUCUUAAUCUAACCACUGGUUGGUUGAAGGGUCGGUCUAUUUAGCUAAUUUAUUUUCAAUGCAUGUCACCAUUAUAGAAUUAUCGAUAGGCGUCAUUCCUAGUGUUUCGAAUUUAAUUAUUAUUUUUAUGUUUAUCGAUGUUUUAUUGGACGUCACUGCCUCGCCUCUGCACUGUACUUAUAUGUUGUACUUAUUGAAGUACUUAGCGCGGCAGACGUAUAUAAUGAAUAUUAAUAUUAUGAUCAAAUCGAAUAGUAUAGCUUGAACGCUAAUGCAUUGAGCACAAGGCUUUCCAUUGAUGAAAUCAUAAGAGCGUCGACGUAGUGAUGUGCGCACAUAACAACGUCGACGUUGCAGAUUAUCGAUAUAAUAUUAUAAUCAAUCCUUUUUAUAUUUAUUUCGUGUGCUUCAUGUGAAAAUGAGAAAUGUGUAAGUCGUUGUGUGUCGGUGUUAUUAUUAAAUAGAAUUAUUUGAAAGAAAUUGACUCUAGUAUGUUUAACAUUCCUAGUUAUCGUCGAGAGACUUGACGAGUCAAUGUCUUUGUGCUGUGGAUAUGUAGAUGUUAUAGACCUGCGAUGUACCGCUGCAAAUGAAUCUUAUCUAAAUAUUGCAAGUUUCAUUAAUUUUAAACGUAAUAAAUUUUCAAUUUAUUUCAUGUAAUUCUGCGUCUAUAGUUCCUUUGGUACAUCGCGGGUUGUGUUAAUUACGCUGUUAGGUUGCACAUUGUAUUUUUGUUUUUUUUGUUCCUUUGAUUUCUAUUUAUUUUUUUUUAUUGAACUAACAUGGGUCGCAUCGCUAACUAACCCAUGGUGUCGGUAGCAAUCGGAUGUUUACAAUACAGAAAUAAUAUUCUUACAGGUACGCCUUUAGACCUGGGAUGUAUGAACAAAUAUAUUUAUUGUAACAUUUUUCUGGACAAUUUUCGGUCUGUGUUUUAUUAUACUUGUGAUGUAUUCAUUGAGAUUAAACCCCUCUAUGUUCCUAUAAUGUCGAAUAGUAUUCUGAGAUACUGUCUAGAGAAGUUUUUUUUUUCUUUUUAUUCCGGAAUCUCUUACUUAAAUUUAGUACUUAAUUAGAGGGAACAAAUAUCCAAAGGUUAUGGUUAAUUGUAUACAAACUGACAACAUAAUUUUGUGAUAGAAAUAAAUUUUGUUUUUUUGAUUAUUA